Molecule: messenger RNA, 4085 nt
Organism: Dimorphilus gyrociliatus
Lineage: Eukaryota; Metazoa; Annelida; Polychaeta; Dinophilidae
Source: the annotation of a GenBank genome assembly
ACAUUAACCGGUUUGUUUGAAUAGCGACAACAAUGAGCAAUAAUAUCUAAAUUUCUCCCAAGUGAAAAAACAUAUACAAUUGAUCAGAUUUUAAGAAAAUGACUGCCGAUCGAAUAACUCUACCUGAUGCUCUACAAAAUGUGGAAGUGCUCGACGAAAUGAUAUUGCCGGACGAAACGCCAUGUAUCGAAGCUUCAUCAGUUGCCAUCCAUUACAAGGCCGAUUUGGAUACAAAUUUUGAGGAUAGCAGCGCUUAUGUUACCGGCGUAGCCAAAUAUAUUGAAGAGGCGACAAUUCACGCUAAGCUAAAUGAACUAUUGGAAAGAGGAGAGGAAUACGCUUCAAUGCUUUAUACAUGGAGAUGUUGUUCAAGAGCAUUACCUCAAGUUAAAUCAAAUGAACAACCAAAUAGAGCUGAAAUAUAUGAAAGAACUGUCGAAGUACUUGGAACGCACGUUGAUAAACUUCUACAUUUAAUGUAUUUCCAAGCGUCAGCCAUUGAUCGGUUUAGUAAUGAAGUUAAAAGACUUUGUCAUAGAGAGAAAAAAUACGAUUUUGUAUCGGAAGCAUAUCUAUUGACUUUGGGGAAAUUUAUUAAUAUGUUCGCCGUAUUAGAUGAAUUAAAAAAUAUGAAAUCAAGCGUAAAAAAUGACUAUUCAGCCUAUAGAAGAGCUGCGCAAUUCUUAAAAGUUAUGGCUGAUCCUGGAAAAUUGCAAGAAUCGCAAAAUUUAUCAAUGUUUCUCGCAACUCAGAAUAAAAUAAGAGAUACGUUAAAAGAGAAAUUACAAGAAAUACCAAAUUUUGAAGAUCUUAUAUCAGAAGUUGUCCAAUUAGCUGUACAUAUGUUUGAAAAUAAUUUCUACGUCAAUCCUGACGAGAAGCAUAUGCUAGUCAAAAUUAUGGGAUUUAGCUUGUAUUUAAUGGAUAGUAAAGAGACAACGAUUAAUAAGUUGGAUAAUAAGAAAAAAAUCAGUAUAGCAAGAAUUGAUAAGAUUUUUAAGCAAUUAGAGGUUGUUCCAUUAUAUGGAGAUAUGCAAAUUGCUCCAUUCAAUUAUAUUCGACGCAGUCCAAAUUUUGAACCAGCUAGAUGGCCUCUUUGUAUGUCUAAUCAGAUAUCGAGUCAAUCAAAUCUUUUGGAAUUUCUUCCUCAAAUGAGAGAGGAACAUACCCGUUAUAUCAGUCAGUUGGCGAGACAUCACAAUGAUGCUAUUACUGGUCAAAGAGAUAUAAUUAAGUCGGAUGAAGAAAAUAGAGAACUAUGCAAAAUGGCUUUAUUUGGUUUUAAAUUAUUAUCAUCGUGGACUUCUAAAGUAACCGAACUGUUUUCGUGGAAGUUACUACAUCCUACUGAUCAUCAUCAAAAUAAAGAAUGUCCUGCUGAUUCGGAAGAAUAUGAGAGAAGUACAAGAUAUAAUUAUUCUAGUGAAGAGAAGUUUGGUCUUGUUGAAGUAAUCGCUAUGGUUAAAGGACUACAAUCUCUUAUGUUUAGGAUGGAAGCAAUUUUCACCGAAGCAAUACAUCGUCAUAUCUAUACAGAAUUACAAGAAUUUGUACAAGUUCAACUCAGAGAACCUUUGAGGAAGAGUAUUAAAAAUAAAAAAGAAGUUGUCAGAACAAUUAUUGUGUCUGUGAGAGAAACUUGUGCUGACUGGUUUCGCGGUGUCGAACCAAACAACGAUCCAUCUCUUAAAGGAAAGAAAGACUCGGACGAUAGGCAAGUUUUAACAAUUAAAUUUGAUGAAGCAAGCCUUAAAAGAAAACAAACAAAAACAAAGAUUUCAAACAAUAAAUUCAAAUUUUAUGUAUUUGUUGGAAAAAAAGGCAUAAAAUUUCGAAUUUAUAUGAUAAAUGCAACGACAAUUGGAAGUAGUAUGCAUACAAUUCCAAAUGUAGUAGAAGCAACACCAUUUCAAAUUAAAGUACCUAGGCGUAAUGUCGGUCCAAGUAGCACUCAACUUUAUAUGGUAAGAACUAUGCUGGAAAGUUUAAUAUCGGAUAAAUCCGGUGGUAAAAAGACAAUCAGAAAGGAUAUUGAUGGAGCUCAUUUGAUGACAAUUGAUGAAUUUCAUAAAAAAUCUUAUUUUUGGCCUUAUUUACUUAAUUUCAACGAUACUAUUCAAAAUUGUUGCGACCUAUCCCAAUUAUGGUAUAGAGAAUUUUUUCUAGAAAUGACUAUGGGAAAGAGAAUUCAAUUUCCCAUUGAAAUGUCUAUGCCAUGGAUUUUAACCGAUCACAUACUUGAGAGGCAAGAUUACUCAAUGAUGGAAUAUAUAUUAUAUCCAUUAGACUUAUAUAAUGAUUCUGCCCAUUAUGCACUUCAAAAAUUUAAAAGACAAUUUCUUUACGACGAAAUUGAAGCUGAAAUGAAUUUAUGCUUUGAUCAAUUUGUUUAUAAACUAAGCGAAAUGAUAUUUUCUCAUUAUAAACACUGGGCUGGUAGCGUUAUGCUAGAUAGAAGAUUCAGGGCUGACUGCUUUGCACUUGGAACUGUCAUACCCCAAUCUAGUCCCAAUCGAUAUACGACUUUACUCAGACAACGACAUAUUCAAAUUUUAGGUCGAUCUAUAGACCUUAAUCGUUUAAUUGGUCAAAGAAUUAAUGUUUCUCUUCAGCGAUCAUUAGAUGUUGCUAUAAAUAAAUUUGAAAGUAGCGAUAUAACUGGAAUAAUUGAACUGGAAGGACUCAUUGAAGUUAACCGUCUAUGCCAUAAGUUUUUGAGCAAAUAUCUCAGUUUAUCAGAAUUCGACGCCAUGUUCCGCGAAGCCAAUCACAAUGUGUCAGCACCUUAUGGACGAACUACUCUACAUGUUUUCUGGGAAUUAAAUUAUGACUUUUUACCAAAUUAUUGUUACAAUGCAGCUACUAAUCGAUUUGUUAAAACUGCAAUGUCAUUUACAAAACCCAAUCCAAGAGAUAAGUUAGCCAGCGUCGCUCACCACUACCUUUGGGGUACCAAAGCUUUAACAAUAUCAUUCGGCGCCAUCUAUGGUUUAUACAGUGGCUUCGUUGGACCUUCUCACUUCAGAGCCAUCUGUAGACUAUUGGGAUAUCAGGGCAUUGCAGUGGUUAUAGAGGAACUUUUGAAAAUUAUAAAAUCCUUAUUACAAGGAUCGCUAGUCGAAUAUGUUAGAAAGUUAAUGCCUUUGAUGCCAAACGUUUGUGGGUUGGUGAGAACCGAUAAAGGAUCAGAAGGUGCUUUACACUACUAUUAUGCUCAGUUAAGCGAAGUUUUAAAAUUUAACGAUUUAAGAACUGAAGUCUUGCAAAGUUUCCGUGAAAUUGGUAACGCUAUUCUAUUCUGUUUAUUGAUUGAACAGGCUUUGUCGCAAGAAGAAGUUUUAGACUUAAAACAUGCAGCACCUUUCCAGAAUAUUAUACCAAAACCGUUCUUACAAUACAAGGAGGGAGAGUCGAAGAGAGAAAGAGAAGCAAAUAUGAGAGCGAUGAUGAAAAAAUUAGAAGCACGUUACGCCGCUCUACAAAUUGUACCAUUAAUAUCAAAACUUGGAACACAAAAACAGGCGGAUUUAGCCGCCGAAGGCGAUUUAUUAACAAGAGAGAGAUUAUGUUGCGGUCUAUCAAUGUUUGAAAUUGUUUUAACAAGAAUAAGAUCGUUUUUAGAAGAUCCGAUUUGGCAUGGUAUGGUUCCACCAGCUAACCACGUGAUGCACGUUGACGAAUGUGUUGAAUUUGAAAGAUUGUGGAGCGCAAUUCAAUUCGCCUAUUGUAUGCCAGUCACCGACAAUGAAUUUACUAUUGAGAAACUAUUUGGAGAAGGUCUAAAUUGGGCAGGAUGCGCUCUUAUCGUUCUUCUUAAUCAACAAAGACGAUUCGAAGCAUUAGACUUUUCGUAUCAUCUUCUGACCCUUAAUAGAAUUGAUCAAAAGGACGAAGUUUGUCGUGGGAUACCUCUAAAGAGAAUGGUUGACAGAAUAAGAAAAUUUCAAAUUCUCAACAAUCAAAUUUUUGCUAUUCUCAACAAAUACUUGAAACCGAAUGAGGCUAAUGAAAGCCUACCUUUCGAACAUGUUAGGUGCUUCCAACCUCCAAUGCUUCACAGGGCUAAUGGCGUAUUAAGAUCGUAA